Racocetra persica is the source of this 254-nucleotide messenger RNA. The record is from the annotation of a GenBank genome assembly. NCBI's taxonomy places the organism in Eukaryota, Fungi, Glomeromycota, Glomeromycetes, Diversisporales, Gigasporaceae.
CGGAAUUUAUUAAAAAAUUUGAGAAAAAUUAUGUAGAUAGUAAUUAUGCUACUGAUUUGUCAACUCUGGAAAAUAAGUUAACGGAAUUAAAAAAAUAUAGUGAAACGGGUGACAAAAAUACGGUUUACAAAAAUUUAAGUGCGGAGGGAAAAGCCACUCUUAAUAAAUUAAUAAGCGGUCUGGACGCCAAAGUAAAAGUCAUGCAAGCGGCCAAAAAAGCCAGCGAGCAAAGUCAAAGUCCUGAUGGGGGCUGA